Arabis nemorensis is the source of this 759-nucleotide messenger RNA. The record is from the annotation of a GenBank genome assembly. NCBI's taxonomy places the organism in Eukaryota, Viridiplantae, Streptophyta, Magnoliopsida, Brassicales, Brassicaceae.
AUGGAGAGCUAUGAAGAGUUGGUAAACAUUUUGAAGGUGAUACUUGAUGGAGGAAACUACGGCUUUUGGAAGUCAAGGAUGAAGUUCCUAAUAGGAGGAAUUGAUGUACUGGGUCAGAGGUCUAUCUUAGUUCAGUGGGAAGCGCCUACUAUAGUUGAUGAUGAUGGCUUUCGUACUCCCAAACCAGAGGAAACUUGGACGGAAGAUUAUGGUUCUGAUGGAAAUGGUGAUGAUGAUCUUGCUGAGAGUUAUAAGGAAACUGAAUUACAUGAUGAACGGAAACUCAGUCAGAAAAGUGUGUUGCUGUUGAAAGAGAAACUCAACCUGGUUGUCAAGGCAGUAAAUCUGGAGAAGGAACUGCACGCUGAGAAGGAGAUAUCUGCUGAACUUCAGUCACAACUUGAUUUGCAAUACAAGAAGAUUCGCAUGUUUGGUGGUACGAGGCAAUUGGAUACGAUUAUGUCUUACGGGAGGACCGAAGGUGGUCACAGAGGUCUGGGAUACACCGGGAGAGAUGGUUCAGAUGCUAAAUAUAUCAAGUUUAUUGCUGCUAGUGUGUCGUCACAUUCUACUCGCAAAACUGGAGGUUACUCAAAGAGUAGUACAGCCUUCAGAGUACUCAACAAGCGAUCAGGGGUGAUCAUUGAGUCAGUGAACGUGGUGUUCGAUGAUUACGUCAGAACACAGCAGAAGAAAGACAGAUUUGUUUGUAUGGACAAUGAACCAGAAAAUCCUAAAGGUGGGAGCAAAGAAGAGUAG